UAUAUUGUCUUGCAAUCAGCUAAAUCCGUAACCUUAACAUGUCCUACGAAAGUUCGUCCACAUCUGAUGAUGGUUGGAAAACCGUGGGAGCCAAGCCGAGCUUCACCAUGUCCGUCGGUGGUCGCUCACUGGGAACGCCCAUGCCCAGCCUGGCCACAUCUUUUUCGGUGGACUCCCACUGGAAUCGUCAGGUUAAUUAUAGCGUCUCUAAUGAUAACUCCUCACCGGGCACACUAGGAAAAGCCACAACCAGCUGGUUCGCUGGCCUGCGAACGACUCGCCCGAGCAUCACUCGCUUAAUUCAGGGUAAUUACGAUAAUCAAAGUUUAAUAUCAGACAAGAGCAGCAAGUACGACAUCAGUGCAUUCUCUCACAUAAGUGUGAGCGUGGCAAAGGAAAAGCCAAGCGAAGCUUUGGCCAAAAAGGAAAGACUUAUGGCGCAAACUUUGGCCAAGUACGAGUAUGAGGACUAUCUAAAUACUUUUGUCAGGCUGGAGGACAAAAAGUACUUGACAAGUGAACGGGCCAUGCAGCUUUUGGUGCCGCUUAAAGUACAGCCUGGGGAGAUUGUGUUGAGCGAGUCCAAGUUUAAGAAGGAACAAGCAAAGGGUCCUUUGGGCACACAUUACUUUUUCAAGCAGCACAAAAUAGCCAAUGAUCCGUUGGUCAUUGCGCUCGCCGAGCGCGAGAAACUCAAUGCUGUUAAAGAGAUUUCGAGCAUUAUCUUUAUUAGCACCCGAAACUCAAAGGGCUUUCUAAUAUCCGGCUAUAUAGACUAUGAGCAGAGUUUGCGUCACCUCAAGUUGGGCCAUCAUUCAGAGCACGAUUGGGUGAAUAUUUUUGCCGGCAAUCAGCGCCUCGAACCCACCGAACAAGAUCUCAGCUUCAUUGCCUGGAAGACCGGCAAAGUUUCCUAUAACAAUUCGGAUAAUUACAAGAUAAUGCCAGAUGCCAUAAAGGGUUUGUGUUUCCAGCACAAGGGCGAUGGCUGUGUGAUAAAUAUUGAGAAGCGCAUGACGGACGAUAAUCCGCAGUGCACCUAUGUGGAAUCACCUAAAAAUGGUUCGAUUAUUAUCUAUGAUCAUCGUAUAAGGCGAAAGAAUUGAAGAACAAUAUUUUGAGUACAUUCGACGGCGCACUUUCGAGAUCAAUAAUAAACCUCUUGUUAGAUCAAAAGGAUGCCAUAACCAAAUACAAAGCAAUAUCAAGAACAUCAUAAUAUUUGGCACACACACAGAAAAGAGCCUCUUGCCGCUGACAAAGCAAAAUAAUCGAGCAAUAGAUCAGAGCACUACCAGACCAUACCAGACUGACUGCUGCCGCCUACGUCACCGACAGUCAGCGUCACAGGGAGACUCAGGAGAGCGCAUACCAUCCAACAAAAAUGAAAGAGAGCAAACUGGAGAGAGUCACGCCAGCGCCAUUCAUCAGCGCCAUCUGCAGAGGGGGAUCGUCAGUAGGCAUGCAAAGCGCUCCAAGACUGGAUGCUGCCGUCGCGUUCAAAUAAAUUCAC
Drosophila guanche is the source of this 1513-nucleotide messenger RNA. RefSeq names its product cilia- and flagella-associated protein 299. NCBI's taxonomy places the organism in Eukaryota, Metazoa, Arthropoda, Insecta, Diptera, Drosophilidae. Bases 39 to 1106 code for a protein of 355 amino acids. The transcript has 2 exons. The record is from RefSeq and is a predicted model, not a curated record.